GCACUUCUAUAGCUUUCCUGCGUGGCCGUGAUUUGACCUAUGCGAAGUCGAGGCCGGCCUGGGCGCAAGCGCGCGUUUCCUGUAAACACGAGCUCGGGUCCAGACCAGCCUGUCGCCAAAUUUGCUGCUGCCCGUAGACGGCGAUGCGUUCCCUGCCAUCCACGCAAAAUAUCGCAAAAGUAAUGACUAAAGCAUGUCACGCUCUUGAUGCAUAGCGCGACGGUAGCCGUCUGCACGUAAUUCAGGAAUGAUUGGGGCAUAACGCAAAUUCGUGCUGUCUUUUCAGGAGGCGGCUGUGCGCCAGCUAGCCAGCUUACGGACGAGUUGGAGCGAGUUGGGGCUGUCGCGUCGCACAUGUCGACACGGGUGGAGAACCCCUUUGACAGCGACCGUGGGCGCCACGCAGCCACUCCCCGAUCACAGAGUACCCCGAGUGUCGUCUCGUUGCUGCAGCCGAUGCAGGUGGAGACGCUUGAACCGCCAAAUGAUAGUAUCUAUGAGUGGGAAAUCCCGGCAAGUCCCGGCGAAAGCAGCCAGGCAGUGUGCAUGCAAGAUGCACAAAAUGGAGCAACCGCAGCUGAGGUCGAGCUGUCGGCAGAAGGGGGACCAGCUGCCUUGCAACCUGCUGUCCUGCAACUGGCUUCCCCAUUACAGGCUGCCCCGUUGCAGACUACCCCUCAACACCCCGCUCCGGCACAACGCAGAAUGCACACAAAGAAAGAAGCUGUUGAGGAAGAGCUCAGCGCCCGCCUUAGCGGUGUUGAAGAGGACAAUAAGCGAAAGAGAAAGGAGCACCUUCUCAAAAUGAAGCUUAUGAGAACUCAGCAUGCGCUUCACAUGAAGCAUGCAAUAGAAAUGCACGAACUUGAUUGUGCAAGUAAGAAGGCUAAACUUGAGCUUCUCACGUUGAAAAUAGCUGCCGUGAGAAAAGCCAAUGCCGAAAGCCCUUUCGACGCUGUUCCUGGUCCGGAUUUGGGAUUUGUUAUAUCUAAAUAA
Molecule: messenger RNA, 996 nt
Organism: Dermacentor silvarum
Lineage: Eukaryota; Metazoa; Arthropoda; Arachnida; Ixodida; Ixodidae
Exons: 3
Coding region: 355-996 (213 amino acids)
Source: RefSeq, a predicted model, not a curated record